Messenger RNA from Xenopus laevis (African clawed frog), 3036 nucleotides. It is a transcript of the gene ddx31.L, whose product is annotated as DEAD-box helicase 31 L homeolog. The record is from RefSeq and is a predicted model, not a curated record. Gene Ontology annotation, molecular function: ATP hydrolysis activity; RNA helicase activity; nucleic acid binding. The coding region runs from base 89 to 2176 and encodes 695 amino acids. Lineage: Eukaryota; Metazoa; Chordata; Amphibia; Anura; Pipidae. The transcript is spliced from 26 exons.
GGUCCUUCAUAUUGGCGCAAGGCUCACGUGUUCUCUCACAGGAGGAAUAGGAGAGCUUCCAGCGUUUGGGGAAGCCCUUAGGUCAGUCAUGGGGGAUGAAAAUUUAAUUCUUAAUAUCACUCAGGCUCCUGUUCCCAAUUCCUUCCAGAGGGGUAACAACAAGUCCCACAAACACCCAGGGAAGUGGCAGCCGAAAUCUAAAGCUGUAAAGAGAAAAUGUCAAGAGCCCAGUGAGGAGCCCUCCCCGAAGCGCCGGCUCCCACCACCUCACCAGAAAAAGCAGCGCAAUGCCGUGGAUGAAAAGCCCUAUAAGAAACAUGAAGCCCCUUCUGAGAAGAUCCUUGAUGGAAAGAAGGAGGAGAAUCCAAAAGGACGACCCGCCGUAAAGACCUCUUCCCUCUUCAAGAACAACCCCGAGGUUCCAGACAUCGACAGACCUGCAGUGAAGCAGUUAAAGGAAAAGGUGUUUUCUGCUGACUCCUUCUCUGAUCUGGACCUUCACCCUCACCUGGUUGCAACUAUAAAGACAGUUAUGAAUAUGCCAAAUAUGACAAGUGUUCAGAAACUGACCAUCCCAGCCCUCCUUGCAGGCAGAGAUGUCCUGGUACGAUCACAGACGGGAUCUGGGAAAACAAUGGCCUAUGGGGUUCCACUUGUUCAGGCGCUUCAAGGGGUGACUCCCAAGAUCCAGCGCAGUGACGGCCCAUAUGCCCUCGUGUUAGUACCCACUAGAGAGCUUGCUCUGCAAAGUUUCAACACUAUCCAGAAGCUGCUCAAGCCCUUCACCUGGAUUGUGCCGGGAGUUCUUAUGGGAGGAGAGAAGAGGAAGUCGGAAAAGGCCAGGCUCCGUAAGGGAAUCAACAUUCUCAUAUCCACGCCGGGCAGGCUGCUUGACCACAUCAAGUCCACCAAAAGCAUUCACUUUACGCGGGCCCGCUGGCUGAUUGUGGAUGAAGCUGAUAGGAUUCUGGAUAUGGGCUUUGAAAAGGAUGUCACGGCUAUAUUAAAUGCAUUGAACAGCCAGUGCCAGCACAGACAAAAUGUCUUGCUCUCUGCCACCCUCAGCCCAGGAGUCACCAGAUUGGCUGAUAUCAGCUUAAAUGAUCCUUUCAAUGUGACCAUUGCAGAAGAUAAUAGCAGGGAAGCCAAACAUGGCGGGAAAGCUAAAGAGGACAAGAAAGAUUCAGAAUCCUCCUGCUUUGCUAUGCCAGAGAAGCUCCACCAGCAUGCGGUGGUGGCCCCCAGCAAGCUUAAAUUGGUCACAUUGGCUACCUUUAUACUGGGGAAAUGGAAGUGUGAGAGGAAAGCGAAGAUGAUUGUGUUCUUUCCGAGCUGUGAAUUGGUUGAAUUCUACCACACUCUGCUCAGCAAAGUCCUCACUGUUGGAGACUCUGCAAUGGGUUCCGACGACUUCCUGCGCCUUCACGGAAACAUGGAGCAGGAGGAAAGGACAGAGGUUUUCCAACAGUUCACCAAUUGCCAGGCUGGCAUUCUCCUGUGUACGGAUGUAGCAGCAAGAGGGUUGGACCUUCCUCAGGUCACAUGGAUAGUGCAGUACGGCGCUCCAGCCUCAGCUGCAGAAUACAUUCACCGCGUGGGUCGCACGGCAAGGCUCGGUGCUCAGGGAAGUAGCCUGCUCAUUCUCAUACCAUCUGAAGCUGCAUACCUACAGACCCUGGCAGAGCAUAAGAUCAGUGUCUCAGAAAUGAAGAUGGAGGAUAUUUUAUCCAACCUUCUCAUGGAAGAUUUCCUAAAAAUCAAGCGCGCAGGAGGCAAGAAAUCAGAUGUUGCCGACCCCCAGACUGUAAGGGAACGAGCUACAGUCUUGCAGACCAAGUUCGAAGACUAUGUUCAUGCCAGCGCAGAUACGGCUCUGUGGGCAAAGAAAGCACUGCAGUCUUACAUCCGGUCAUAUGCCACCUACCCGAAAAACCUUAAACACAUCUUCCACAUCCGCUCCCUGCACCUGGGACAUGUGGCUAAGAGUUUCGGCCUGCGAGACGCCCCCCACAACCUCAGCCGACAAUUAUCAGGGAGCCUCAAUAAGCAAAGCAAAGGCAAACAGAAGAGGUUCUGUCUUCCUGCACGGAUACCAACCAUUCAGCUCUUGCACCCGACCAUAGAAAUCCAUGCUACAUCACCAGAACGUGAGGCUUUUGCUUCUGUCGCCUGCUGAGAAUUCUCACUCACAACUGGAUCAAUAAAUUCUGAUGUGGGAACAAUGGCUACAAGUGGUGGAAUGUGCUUUGUGCUGAAGAACAAGGGGUAGGAAUUGGGGGGUGCCCCUGCCAGCAUCUGUCGUCUGCAAUGCACCAAGCGCCAACUGCUGAGACCAUACCCAGUGCUGCCAGGCUCCGGCUCCUUGUAAGAAUAAUGAACAUGACUGGGCAGCAUGACACUAAUGAGGGAAUAAGAGGGCACCGAUGUUGGCAACAACCCAGACUUCCAUUAUCCUAUUAAGUGGUGGUGCUCUCUCAGCUGAUGCUGUAAAUGCCCAAUCCCUGGAGACCUCUGAGAGCUACGCCAUCAGAAUUGUGGGCACUGAAGGCUUUCUGGUGCAUCUCUGGGGUCUGGAAUGUGUCAAGUGUACCUUCUGGAAGCGUGGCAGGUGCCAAAGAGGAGCCGGGUAUCCGGGAGGCUGAUACCUGCGCAGCAGCGACGUCCGUGUGCUCUGCACUUUGCUUUAUUUGAUCUGCGGAAGAUUCAGCUUGUGGUUAUUAAAUUGCACAUUUCUAGCCUUGAUGACUGAUGCCCCCACAAUGUCACGGCCCUGGGAGCCCAAGAAGACUCAUUUUGGGCCACUCCAACUGGUGCAGGUGAUUGGGGGCACAAGCCAACGUACCCCAUGUUUGUGCGCCCCUGUGUUCUGCUGCCAACCCCUCUAAUAGGCGCAGGGCGCUGGUAUCCUUGUUCCACGAGAUCCCCAAUGGGAGCGGACGGCCUGGAACCGAAGAAGAAGAAGAAGAUUAUUAUUCCAUGGAAACAGAGACAGUCGGCACCGGAAACAGUCAUCUUGUAAGUUUUGCAGUUCUAUAA